Molecule: messenger RNA, 13949 nt
Organism: Pocillopora meandrina
Lineage: Eukaryota; Metazoa; Cnidaria; Anthozoa; Scleractinia; Pocilloporidae
Source: the annotation of a GenBank genome assembly
AUGGCGUCUAGGAAUAGGGAAAAUGGCACCAGACUUCGAAGAAAAAGUACAAGAGAAUUAAUUGGAGAGGAACGAAAGAUCUCAAGUUAUUACAACUUUGUUACGGACGGUGAAGAAAUCGACAGUGAUUUACCUGUACCAAACUUGUCCUUUGGCCUCGCAUCCACCCUUGUUACCUGUGUGUCUGUUCUUUGUUAUUAUAAUUCAUGCAAAGGCGAGUUUGUCUUCGACGAUUCUGAAGCAAUUGUGGCGAACAAGGACUUGACGCCCGACAUCCCGCUUGGAGAAUUGUUUUAUCAUGACUUCUGGGGUGCGAACAUCAGUUCCAACACCAGCCACAAAAGCUAUCGUCCCUUCACUAUCCUAACAUUUCGAUUCAAUUAUUGGCUCGCAGAAGGACUGCAUCCCUGGGGGUUUCAUGUUGUCAAUGUCACACUCCAUGCUGUGGUGUCAGUCUUAUGUCUGAAACUCUUUUCGAUCAUUUUCAGUGGUAAAAAUAAUGUUAAAUUUUAUUGUGAUAAUAAUUCCUCCGCAAGAACUCAUUUCACAGCCUCAAGGGCAAGUUUAGUCGGUGCGAUCCUUUUUGCUGUUCAUCCAAUCCACACAGAGUGUGUAAGUACGAACAUUUAUUUUAUUUCACUGUUAAAUUUUUACUUAUUUGACCUUAGCGUAAGUUAAGAGUUAAGUAAUUUUAACAUCUCAUUAUUAUUUAAUGUUGUCCUUUCCAAGCUUGUCGCAGGUAGUUUAAUUGAAAGCUUACUUGCAAGCUUGAAUUUUUAAAGGUUCAAAGCCGUUUUGCCCAAAUCUGUUUAAUUUUAUCAACUGUUCCUUGCUUCCUUUUUUUCUCAGAGAUAUAGUCCAGUGCAUGGCUAAAGCAGUUUACUUUCUAUUUUAAUUUGUUUUGGUGAUAUUUUAUAUUUAAAUGUUAUAAAUUAUUUAAGAUAGUACAUGUGCUCUCACUGGUAGAUAAAAUAAAAUAAACACGGUCGUGAUUUCACACUUUCUGUGUUUUCCAGACAUAUUUCAUUAAAGCUACUGAAGGCUUUUUUUUCCCUGUUUGCAUAGAAAAAUCCUAACAAUUGGGGUUUGGGAGUAUUCUUGAAAGUUUUACAAACUUGGAUUUACAUGAUUUUCUCAAAUUCUCCCAAUCCCCUCUGUGUUUGGUUUAGGCUAUAGUUAAGUGGAAAAAGUCCACUUUGCUUAAGUAUUCUCAAAAAUGUUUACAGUUGAGUGCAAAUCCUUGAACAAGAAAUAUUAUGUUGUUGAUAGUAUUUUUCAGGGAGAUACUGUUAUGUGAGGCUUUCUUGUAUGCAGAUUGAUUAUAAUGAUUUAUUCUAAGGAAACUGAUUUUUGUGCAGGACUACAUGUUUAACACCACAGGUUAUCAACAAUCAUGGGUUAGCUGUUUAUAAAAACUACCCCACAUGCAUGUGCUGUGAAACUGAAAUUUAGAUUUAAAAUAAUUGAUCAUACAAGUAACUUAAAUGAUGCAGCCCAGAGGAAAAACCGUUGUCAAGAUUUAUGAAAUCAGUGUACUUUCAUUAGGCAUCAGGGAUUGGAAAAUUCUCUGACAUCUCUGCAGAAUUCUCUAGCAAAGUUUUGAUGGCCUUAGAUAUUUUUUCAUAUUCUUUAUGAUAUGGAAGAUAAUUUCUGUGGCCUAUUAUUUAUGAUAUGGAAGAUUACUUCUAUAGCUAAUCUUAGAGUGGCAAAUUGGAUUUCAUGGUAAACAAAUAAGUAAUUGAUUGGGAACACUGUUGAUCACCGGUACCACCUUGAAAGAUGAGAUCCCUGCUCUUCUUUAAUGAACCACUGAAAGCUGUAGUUAAUUAAUAAGAUGCCAGAAAUUUUGCCAAAUCUUAUCAUAAAGUAAGUUGUUUGUGACAAGGACAAUUCUCUGUACCAAGCUUCCUGAUUUUUGCUUUAAUAACAACUGAGUUGAUAAAGUAAAUUGGCCUUGGUAAGGAUUUCCAAAAGUGAUGUUUCAAGCAUUAGUCCUCCUUCAGAGGGAAUAAUGAAGGCCAACACUGUAAUGACUCUGAGUGGGUUGCUGAAUUGAUUUUAUUCCAAUAAUUAGGACUUGUGUACACAAUAAUUUGGUUACUGACCCAAGCACAUGGAACACACUCUAACACACUCGCUAACACACUCUUGACGCGCAUGCUCACUCAUUUGCAUAAAUGCAUCUCAUUACAAACACUGGAAAUGUCAGCUUUAAAACUCUUUACAGUGGCCAAUUUACAUUAUCAACUCAGUUGAUAAUACCAAAUUACCCUGUUAUACUCUACCACUGAUGCAGCACCACAGUUUCUUUAGAAACUUACCCCCUUUAUUCAUUUGAUGUUUGCAUUGCUGAGUGAACAUGCUGACAUAUUAUUUUGUUUUCUGUGUCAAAGGUGGAUAUUACAUGCCUCAAUAAAUUUUGAGGAAUGGCCUGCUAGAAUCAUGCAAUAUGUCAAUAAGGCUUGAGUAUGAAAUAUUUUGUUUUUUUUAUUUAUUGACAUAUUUUUAUUUACUUUUAUAGGUUUCAGGUUUGGUUGGAAGGGCAGAUCUUCUUGGUGCUGUGUUUUUUAUCCUCUCAUUUCUUUUUUAUGUGAAAUGUUGUUCUGUUGGUGAGUAUUAAUCUAAAAUGUCAACAUAAUUUGUUUUGGGACUGUGUAGCCUAUAACAAGGCCAAUUUAAUGAUUGGUUGAUUGCUAUUUACUAUGUAUUCUGUUAGCUCUUGGAAUGGUGAGUAUUAUUGGUGAGUAUUAAUCUACAAUAUAAAUCUAUAAUGUAAACACAAUUUGUUUUGGGAUUGUGUAGCCUAUAACAAGACCAAUUUAAUGAUUGGUUUAUUGCUAUUUACUAUGUAUUCUGUUAGCUCUUGGAAUGGAAUUAAUCUUAUUAUUGUGAACAAAUCCUGCGAGAAAAGCUGUGUGUUCAAGGAUAUUCAGUUUUAACUCUUUACCUUAAGAGGGACCAGCUUCUAAUUUCUCCAUUUUGUAGUAUUGUUGAAUCACUCUUUUAGAUCACAAGAAUAGAGAAAAUGAUUGCCAAGCUAAGAAGCUUAAGUGUUGAACAAAUUCUCUUCGUCAAUAUUUAAGGAAAUGUAUGGAGAAGAGUUUGGAGAAUAUGGAAACUGAUUUUAGGGUGUAGAGGGUUAAGGAAUUAUGAUGAAAAGUAAAGACAGAUGUUGUUUAUCUUGUCACAAAUGUAGCAAAGAGAUAAAAUCUGAGUUCAUUAGGAGGAAUCAAACCCCAGACCUACAGAUUUUGCACUGUGAUGCUCUAACGCUGAGUUACAGAGAAGUCUAUGGCAUGCUAAGCCAUUGCAAGGUUCAUAUUCGAAAUAGCUAAAAAUGUUUGAUGUUUGCAGAUUCUGAUGACAAUGGAUCAACGUAUAAAUUGCCAUGGAAAUAUCUUUUGUCAAGCAUGGUAUCUUGCUGUAUAGCUAUGCUUUGCAAGGAGCAAGGAAUCACUGUUCUGGUAAUAUAACUCAUUUUAAUGAAGUGAACAUCAGUGAUAACCUUGGCUGCACCUCCUGUUCCACUUUUUUUGUUCUUACCUCAUUCUGAUGUCAUCUCCGAUCUAUCACUGAACAGAUGCAUGUCAACAUUGAAUCUAUUUGUUGAUUUGCUAUUCUAUUUCCAAUUUUUUUUUACACCAUUCUCCUGCACAAACAUUUUCUUAUGGAAAUCUUAAAAUCCUCAUUCAGACAUUUAAUCCCUCAUAAAAAAAUCUUGGACUUUUCAGUAACUUGUUUGAAGUGAUGGAAGUUGGACAGAAGAGUGAUGACAGUGAAAUAGUGGUUUAAGAUGUUCCAACACAAUCGUUAUACAUUCAGUGUUAUCUCUAUGUUUACUCACAGGGAGUCUGUUGUGUUUAUGAUUUAAUUGUGGCUUGUGAAAUCGACCCUGCCUCUCUCUUGACGAAAGUCUCCUCAAAGGUCUCUUCACCUGAGAAGAGAAAUGGAGUUGAUUCAAAGGUAAAAAUAGAGAAUUCUGUUUCAUUCAUCAAAGCCUUCUUAUAAAAGCUUCUUAACUAGCAAGGGGUUCCUUGAAUGCAAGUUACAGUACCAAUCUGCGUUCACCAUCAUAAGGGCCUACAGAAUAUCCUUUUAAAUAAUUAAAACCAGGUUUAAUUUUUAAUCCUGGGUAAUUGCUUAUGACUUUUUUUGUGACAAUGACAUUGAAAAUUGAUGGUAUUGUCCAUGACAGUGGCAAUGCUAAAGACAAUGACAAUGACAGUGGUAGUGACAGUUACAGCGGCACAGAGACAGAGACAUGGAUGGUAAUUGUGACUUUGACAAUGACAGUGACAUGGCAAACAUCAAUUACACUGACACUGACAAUGAUAGUGACAGUUACAGUGGCACAGAGAUAGAGACAUGGACGGUAAUUGUGACUUUGACAAUGACAGUGACAUGGCAAACAUCAAUUACACUGACACUGACAAUGAUAGUGACAGUUACAGUGGCACAGAGAUAGAGACAUGGAUGGUAAUUGUGACUUUGACAAUGACAGUGACAUGGCAAACAUCAAUUACACUGACACUGACUAUGAUAGUGACAGUUACAGUGGCACAGAGAUAGAGACAUGGAUGGUAAUUGUGACUUUGACAAUGACAGUGACAUGGCAAACAUCAAUUACACUGACAAUGACAAUGAUAGUGACAGUUACAGUGGCACAGAGAUAGAGACAUGGAUGGUAAUUGUGACUUUGACAAUGACAGUGACAUGGCAAACAUCAAUUACACUGACAAUGACAAUGAUAGUGACAGUUACAGUGGCACAGAGAUAGAGACAUGGAUGGUAAUUGUGACUUUGACAAUGACAGUGACAUGGCAAACAUCAAUUGCACUGACAAUGACAAUGAUAGUGACAGUGGCACAGAAACAGACAUAGAUGUUGACUGUGAUUUUGAAAAUCCCAAUGACAUUGCAAACAUCAAUUACACUGACAGUGACAGUGAUAGUGACAGUUACAGCAGUACAGACAGACAUGGAUGUUGACUGUAAUUUUGACAAUGACGAUGACAUUGCAAACAUUAAUAACACCUACAAUGGCAAUGAUAGAGACAGUUACAGCGGCACAGAGACAGAGACAUGGAUGUUGAUUGUGAUUUUGACAAUGACGACGACAUUACAAACAUUAACAACACUAAUAAUGGCAAUGAUAGAGACAGUAAGAGUGGCACAGAGACGGAGACAUGUAUGUUGACUGUGACUUUGACAAUGAAGAUGACAUUACCAACAUCAAUAACACCAACACUGGCAAUGGAAGUGAUAGUGGCAAUGAUAACGACAAGGACCACGAUAAUGACAACGACACAAUCAUUGACUUCGAUAAUGAUAGUAACAGUAAAAGCGGUUACGAUAACAGCAAGAAUAAUUAUAAUGAUAAAGAUACAUAUAGUCACAUUGAUACUUUUAGUUUAUUUUUAAACUUAAUAACAACGAUGAUAAUUAAACAAAACAAAAUUAGAAUUAGGAGAUGGUGAUCUUUACCCUUAAUGAAGCAAUUCAACUGAUUACGAAAGUGGAGAAUUUAACUUGGGACUUCCUGCUGAUUCAAAGGAUAGACAACGUUAUCUACUGAAUAAAUCGCUCUAAGAUUGAGAGCGCAGUACGUUUUAUUGACAUCUAUCUGGACAGCGAUUUAUCCUUUGGAUAGCGUUAUCUUCCUUUUGAACAACUGGGCUCAAUUAUCAAACCGCUUUUAAGCUUUAGACUAUCUCCUCACUGAUGCUAAUUAUGCUGCUCUCUUUGUCGUAGGAGAAAAAUGAAUCAACCCUCUGGAUAAAGCUUGCUUAUCGCCAGAUAGUCCUGUUCCUUGCCGGAAUAACUCUUCUAGUCGGUCGCUGGCGCAUCAUGGGGUCUUCUCCUCCAGUUUUCCAAGUAGUGGAUAAUCCUGCAUCCUUUGAGGAGUCUCUUAUUAUGAGAGUGAGCAAUACUCUGUAUACAUAUUUACUUUUGAAUAUUUUUAUUUGAAAUGCAGUCUUGGGCUUGCUGUUUGAAAUUUGAGAAUUGGAACAAAACAACAAAUGUUCUAACCGUACAAAAUUGGAAAAUUAGGUAGCGUAUGGAAGUGCUUCUCAUGCACAUGAUUUUAUCAACGAACACAUAUGGAGUUUUACGUAAUUUUUUUCCCUCAGACUUUAGAUUCCGGCACCAUCUAGAACUGCAACACAAAUUUACCAGCUUGUGUAAGCGAAAAUAGUGCUUCAGUUACAAGGUCUCACGCUCAUGAGUUUCAAACGAGGAGUUUAAAGGUGUUCCUUCACGAUGUAUCCAGGCGGGUAACCGGUCAAGUCGCCCGAGGGUCAUCUCGCCUGAGGCCAUGUCGCCCAAAACCUGAGUCAUGUUGCCCGAAAUUUUAGUUAUGUCGCCCGAAAAAAAAAGUCAAGUCGCCUGAAGAAACAAAUACUAAAAAGAUCAGAAUUUCAGACUGUAAAUAGGCAAUAAAGUUGAGAAAUUUUAUCACUAAUGUGCUCUUUGUUUCCGACAACACCAUGAAGAUUAUAAAAGUGUUGUUCGUUCCUAACAACAAAGGGAAAAGGUAACUUUCGGGGCUCUAGAGAAAGUUUCAGGAUAGAAAAGACUGACAAGGAUUAUGCCUAAACCAAGAUAUCAGAUAACUUGAUAUCUUAAGUUGUGACAAGAAAUCAAUACUUUUCGUUGUUCACAGGUCAUCAACUACAACUACCUGUACGCUAUCAAUGCGUGGCUCCUGAUUGUACCACAAUGGCUGUGUUUUGAUUGGUCCAUGGGAUGCGUGCCGUUGAUCAACUCCUUGUCUGAUCCGCGCAUGCUUUGUAUCGUCGGUCUGUGGACAGUGUUACUGGUGCUUAUCGCUUACUGUGUUUUCGGGAAGAGUUUACCAAACAAACGGUAUGUUUUAACGACAUUGCCGGUUUUCAAGCUAUGCAGGAUAAUCUACAUCUAGGUGGCCUUUUUUUAUACCACCCAUCGCCCACUUUCGCUGGGUUGUGGCUUUGGAAGGAGACCAAAUAAUUACAUCAACUAGCAACUUUACCUACGAUAUAUUUCCAAUCCAUAAAGGCCAUGGCCUACCUUUGAAAUACCAUUCUUCGUUAAGGGUUUGCUCAAUGUCUUCUUAGGAUUCUGACGCUGGGAUUAGCCUUCGUGGUUGUACCGUUUCUUCCUGCGACGAACAUCUUCUUCAGAGUUGGUUUUGUUGUGGCUGAAAGAGUUCUGUAUCUCUCUAGUAUCGGUUCCUGUCUCCUCACUGUCCUCGGGUUUACUUUGCUAAGCAAGUUCCCACUGGGAAAGAAGGUGAGUAAGGGCCACACUUUGGAUAUUUGGAGUCUCUCUCGUGUUCAGCAUGCUCACACGGCUUGCAAUCCUUAAAACUCAGAUAUGGACCCCCACAUAGAGACAUCCAGGAACCCACGAUGGAAAACGAUGCUUUGGAGAAGAGGGGAGGAAAUGAAGCGAGGAAUGCAUAGGAAGCCGCCACGCUUAAACACAUAGAAAUAUACCUCGUGUUGUCGCAGAACAAGUGCACAGAGUUUGAACCAAACUCUGAUACCUCUGAUCUCUAUAAACAUUCCAGCGAAGCGCUUUUUGUUAUUAACCUAGAUUAACUGCAUUUAUAUAUUAAAGAAGUUUUCUUAUCCUUUAAGGUUAUAGGAUUCGGUAUGGUCUUGCUCAUAGCUCUGUAUUUGUCGCGAACAAUACAGGUAAGGUGUGAAUCUAUGCAGCUUUUUCUUUAAAUACUUCAGAUUACUUUGAAUACGAGAAUAUCAACGGUAUAUUGCGCUUUGUUUUUCAGAGAUCAGGUGAAUGGAUAAAUGAAGACACGUUAUUUACGUCAGGAUUGUCAGUUUGCCCGCUUAAUGCUAAGGUAAUACAUUUGAAUUUUGAAGGAAAUUUGAUAUCAUUUGUUCUAGUUUGGAUUUAGUCAAAGUUCAUGGGAUUUUCAUACGAUUUUGCGUGCCUUUAAGUCAAGGUUCAAGCUUGUUUGCAACGAAGAACUGAUCAGUGUGCUGCAACACCCUCUGAAGUAAACGAAAAGGUUUCUUUCUCAUUGCAUGCGCUCCAAAAAGCUGUGUCGAACAUUUGUUAAACGCGUUGCAAUAAGUAAUAACGGUAGGCAACAAAUCCGGUACCAACUGCCUCGUGAAAGCUGAAUUCGAGCCAAGUGUCUUGGCGAACUAACUUGUGUGUGUUAAACUGUUCAUUUGCACCUUAAACAGGUGCACUAUAACGUUGCUAAAGUACGAGGAGAAAAGGGACGAAUUGAAGCUUCCGAAGCAUUUUAUAGAGAAGCUAUCAGGUAAAGAUCUUUGUCAGCUAUAAUGAUCUGUUGUCUGUUGCUUUGUGCUCAAAUCUGGCGUGUAAAUACUAUUAUAUGAACUAUAUAAAGCGGAGCAGGCCAUAACUACCGCAGAUCUUCUGUUGAGAUCUUCUUGACCAAUUUUCUUGCCGCACGAACUCGCAGACAGCUAUUUUUUAUACCCACGAGAAGCGGAGCAUUUUGAGAGUGAAAUGUCUCGACAUGAGAAUAGACUUCUGUUUCAGAUUAAUUAGCAAUUAUUUCAUGAGUAUGUGUCUGAUUGGCUAUAACCAAUCUCGUAUCCAACAAGCGCGAAUGGAAUGACUUUUAUUGAGUUGAAUUUUCCACAACGCACAAGAGUAGUGUUUGUUUCCAGCCAAAAGUAGAUUUAGCUCUACAACACUUGGGUAAUUCAUUUUCCAUAUAAGUUGAAUCGGCAUAUGAGCUGAUAACCGGAGCUGAGUGAAUCACUCAGACCACUAGAAAUGCAAUUUCUGGAAUCUGAAAUUUUAAAAUUCCGAAUAUCUUUGCACUCCUCUUGGAGCUCACGCUGCUCACAACUAUACGUCUCCACUUUUUUUCCGAAUAUAUCUCGCUUUCAUGGGAGUGCUCUCUGAAUUUAACGUCCUUGAUUGAACACAAUGCAAUGAUGAUACUUAAGUGUUAGUGAAAACUUACCAGUACUCCCCAUGUCAUGUUCGAGAUGACUGUCCUAAGUUCACAUAACCUCCUCCAACCUACACACUGGGUUCUAGCGUAAGCUAGAACCCAGUGUGUAGCUCUUUUCCAACCCGAGACGUUUGUUUUCAUUAUUUAUCGCGCAGGUUGAAUCCAACGUAUGAUCAAGCGUUGAAUAAUCUGGGAAACCUAAUAAAGGUAAACGUAUAUUUUCCUACAGCUAUAGACGAUGCCUGUAACACCAGCGCCGUCUUUCCUUUGUGACGCUUCGAAAUACUUCUGUUUCUGAUUGGGCGUAGUUAUUGAAAAUUCUUUUCUUCCUUCAAAUUUUAAUUGGAUAAAAAUCAAGUUAUCAGGAAGUCUACCCGGUGGUUUACCAAGAUUGGUGUUGGUUUCUGAUUCAAUAUAUUGAAAAUUAAAUGGGAAAAUCUUAGUAAAUUUGUGUGUCAAAAGACCCUCAUAAAGAUUUCUAGUGUAAGCAUUAAUUUGCUUGAUUCUGAAUCAUACGGACAAGUUUUUGAAAUUUACGGAGUACAAUUGGAAUUUUUUUUUUCUGGGGAAACAUAAAGAGGAUGAAGAAGAAAAAAACAUUCCAAAAUUGUCGUCGAUGUGUGUGUGUAUGUGUCACUUUGAUUUCUACUGACUGGCCUCUGGGGGAAUUUUCAAUCAGUUAACUUGAUACGUUAUUUUCCUCGGGUGUGUUUCUUCUUAAAGAAUGAAGGCUUACUAAGAGAUCAUUCUCUGUUUAAAGGACAACGGCAGAUACGAAGAGGCAGAAGCACUUUUAGAGAAAGCUAUAGAAAUUAGGUUAGUGCUGAAGCGAGGUACAACGUUUUAUUUAUAACAUUUAUCUCAUGACUCAGGUCUAUUCUCAGUAAUUGCCAUAGAUUUGACUUCUAGUGAUAAUUUCUAAGUGUUAACCCUAUGAGUGACCAGCAUCUAAUUUCUCUUUACAAUAAUACUGCCCAAUUAUUCAUUAAGAUCAUGAUAGCCAACCUACGAAGUUUUGAUUGUUAAACGAAUUCUCCGUUUUAGUACCAAAGGAAAUGUAAAGAGGAGUGUAUAGAGAAUAUUGAUACUCAUGUUGGGGUGUAAAAGAUCGAUAACGAACCUUUUAAGCAUCGAUUAUUUAUCGUCUAUUUCCUUAACCUGUUUAUCAUUCAUGUUUUCGGUCAAUCUGUAAACCGUGAAAUCUGCUGUGUGCUUUUAUUUGAAACAGGAAUGAUUUUGCCGCUGGUUGGAUGAACCUUGGAACUGUCAAAGCAGCUCUGCAAAAACCCGAUGUAAGUAACCAAGAAAUAAGAAAUUAUGUAACAUUCCAGAAUUUUGCCUGACUCUAUUCUAGAAUCAUCUAGCGAGAUCUAUUGUAGCCCUCAAUGUAAUCUUUUGUGGCCCCUAGCGCGAUCUUUUCUGGCCCCUAGCGUGACUUGCGUCCCAACGGUUCUGUCACCUCUUCCAUAUUGUCAUGAUAACUCCUAGCCUUGGAUUUUUCCUAAUUUUUUACUCUAAACUUUAUUUUAAGGAGGCAGAAAAGUGUUACAGCAAUGCCAUACGCUACAGACGGAAAUAUCCAGACGCAUAUUUCAAUCUUGGAAAUCUGGUAAGAAUUUUACUGUGUGUUUAUUAACAAGAGUUCACAUGACACUUGUUUUCUUUUUGGAUUAUUUACGUUGUCAUUUUUCCUUCAGUACAUAGACCAAGAAAAGCACAAAGAAGCCAUUGUAGCGUUUAAGAUGGCUGUCAAUAUAAAGAACAAUCACGUGGGCGCGUGGAUGAAUCAUGCUUUGCUAUUGGAGAAGUCAGGUAAACGUUUAAUGAGAGAGCUUUAGGCUACUCCCGGCACAAAGCCUUUUACUGUGUUAUUUUAGAAGUGAAAACUAUCGUGGUCUGUUGCUAGCGCGAAAAAAUUUGAAACCCUGAGGAGCGACUAUGAAGUACAGGCUCGAAGGAACCACGAUAAGGCAAAUUUUAAUUCAUUUGUAUUCCGUUCCUCCUUUACACACUUAUUAGUUUCUCAACAGGGAGGGGUCUGGGUACGCGGCAUGUGAAAAUCUGCAACCGGUGUCAAGGGCGGGAAUACGUGUGACAUUUCGAACGGGCGGGAAACGUGUGACAUUUCGGAAGGGCGGGAAACGUGUAGACAGUGCUAAGGGCGGGAAAUCGUGUCGCUGGUGGCAAAGGGCGGGUGAAAAGUUAGAGGAUGCCAAAGAAUUAAAAGUGACGUCAUAAAAUGUCUUCGACAGGGCAUGAGGGAAAUCAUAACUUUCUCAUGAACGAUUAUUGUGACAAUUCAAUUUUUCCUCUUUUUUUAUCGCGCAAUAGCUCUCUAUGUUUAAAAAUGAAUGUAGGUCAAUUUCCCUUUACAGAAUUUGGAAUAGUAGUUUAGAUAAUCGCAGAGGAAGCUUUUGCGUUACUAGCUCCUCUUCUAUUUUAACAACGAUCAAGGGGAAUUUGGUUCAUUUCUUUUGGUGUCCAAGUAGGUUAUGGGUUUAAUAUUUUUAUAAGCUGAUUUUAUUUGGGGCUCAAUAUAGAAGAAAUAUUUCGAUUAAUUGUUUUAAAGCCAAAACUGAGGUGAUACAACAGCCAAUCAUGGGAAAGGGAAUUAUUGCAUGAAACCAAUGAGAACUCAAAAUGUAAACAAGCAAACAGCUCGUAGCGCGGGAAAACGCGAGUGCCCAGGUCGUAAUUGUUUUUAGUCUUAGUCUGACUGGUUGAGAGAGGGACGCAAGUUUUCUGGACCAAUCACACAGCGAAGAAAAGCAAAAUAAAAGCAAUCCUGGAUUGCUUUCGACACUGAAUCGAAAAAUGAUGAUGUUUUGUUUAGUUUUUUUGUGUGUAUAUGUGAGUGCGCGUUUUUCCAUUAGGUAAUAGAGAUGAGGCGAUAUCUGUUCUUCUGGAAGCAAAAAAGUACAUUGGCAAUGAAUCAACAGUUUACUUCAACCUUGGUAACAUGCUGGGACAGAACAACAAAUUCCAGGUACAUGACUGGAUAUAGCCAGUAAGCAGGUUCUCAUUUGCUUUGUACCUGCGCGUUCUGAGCCCGCGAGAAAGGCGAGUGCGCAUGAGGUCAGCGAAAGUUCUGGCACGAAAGUGAUUUUAAAAGCCCAACCCCUUACAAACCUCUCGCACGCUUGCUCCGCUCGCCGGGCUAAAUCUCGUAAGCUUCAACGCUUAUGCCGCAGCGCGAAUGAAAGCCUGCGCGCCGGCAUGAAAGGUUGAGGUAAGUACAUUUUUAUGCAUUCGAAAAUAGAUUUUCUUUAGGGUUAGGGUUAGGGCUAUUGAUUUGUCAUCCGAAAAAUAAAAACAAACAAAAAACCAAACACUCAAACACAAAAUCCGAACUUUGAAAGCUGAUAUUUCAUUAUAUUUUACUCAACUUCAACAAUCGAAAAUGGCAAGGUUGUAACACCCAAUAGUAGGUCUGAACUUCUUGACCAAAAAGGAGAUUUGUUUGAUGUACGCCAUAUAUAAUGACCUAAUCGAUUGGAGCGUUUUUGAUUUACAGGAGGCCGAGCAACAGUUUCUGGAAGCUCUCAAAUUAAGCCCAAAUUCUGCUGAAAUUCAUGGCAAUCUAGGUAAGAAUUUCAUACUCAGUGAUGCAUGUUUAACAGUGACAUAUAUUCAUAUUACUGGAAGGUAACAAAAAACUGGUCUUACACUGUCUACACCUACAAGAGCAAGAUAUUGAUUACAACAGAGAUUUAUAUCAAUAGCACUCUUGUCGAAUUCGCUGAUGAUCUCACUAGGAUUUGAAAGUAAGCGAUCUAAAAACCGUUAGGGAGGUAAGGGUAUCAGGGAAAUAAUCGAGAGCUCGGCGUAUCCAGUUAAGAAGUCAGUGGGAUGGAUACUUGGGAAGGAAAGGGGAGAUGGAGGUAUCUGGUCACAAAGACGGAAGUGGGGUAUCCGUGGGGAUAGGUGAUGGAAAUACUUGGGUAAGAAGUGUGAGUUGCGGGGGAGGAGAGAAUUGAGAAAAAUGGGGUGGUGAGAUAUACGGUAAAGAAGGAGAAGGAGGGGGUAUCUGGUAAAUGGAAGACAAUUUCCAAGAAAGAAAUAAUAUCGUAAAAUUUCAUUUUAGGAAAGCUAAGCCCAGUUUGAAUGCGAACUUGCCUUUUUUUCGCUUUUUUAAACAGGUGUGUUAUACCACAGAUGGGGAAAACACAGCAAAGCAGAGAAAUGCUACACAAAGGCAUUGCAGUUGGAUCCACAAAGCGAAAAUGUGCACGAAAACCUUGAAAAACUAAAAAGAACGAAACGGCAUUUAGCCAACGGAAGAUCCAAAGGGCGAUGAGAUAAACGAGAAAAAUUAUUUUUGUAUACGGUUGAAUAUUUUGUUAAAUUUCUAGAUCUGGUCCAGGUUGUUUGAAGUAAUAUAUCAAACACGAGGAAGAGUGUUUCAUCCGAUAUCUAAACACCGAGAAGUGGUUGAAAAAACGAGGCGCAACCGAGUUUUUGUUUUAACCAACUUCAAGGUGUUUGGAUAUCGGAUUAAACAACCUUUCGAAUUUUUGAUAUAGCUUCUCAAACCAUUGAUAAUUCUUGGAGAAAAUCAAAGCAAAAGUUCACCAAAUUUUAUGAUAAUUAAGAUCACAUAUCCAAACCUCCUUCACGGUUGUAAUUUCCUUUGUUUUCUCAGCAUGAAUUAGUAAUGAGUUUAAGAAGGGUAGAUAACGCUAUCCACUGGAUGGCCAGUAUCCACUAGAUCCAGCUUUCAGUGCGUUUUGUUAACACUUAUCCGUUGGAUAGAGUUAUCCGCCCUUUAUACAACUGGAACCUGUUUAACGUUUUACUUUUUGUGAGAUCUCAAAGUUAAUUUGAGAUUGCACAGCUUUCGCUGCUCAGUUGGGUAAAAUGCAUAGUUACCUUCAAGUUUUGGCAACUUUGAAAAAGAUUUAUUGUUCUGCACUUAUUAUUAUUUUUUUUCAUUGAAUAGCAUGUAAUGCUGACUUAUUUAUCUUUAGUCAAAUUUUUUCUCGAAUAAAACGAAGCAAAUAACCGCG